UGUGGCGCAAUGAGGUUUCUUGAUACAUAAGCGCCCGCGAAUCAUAAGGCCACUCUUUGCCCUGUAGCUGCGUCGGGAGCGCAGCUCAAUAAGUUUAACUCUCGAUCAUGCAUUCUUGAUGAACUCUCCCAGCCCAUACUCAGCCGCAAAAUAACACUACGCGCAUCAGGUUGCUUGAUGAACCAGAUCUUCUUGAUGUUUUUUCACGUUAUCAUCGGGAGUUCCAUUCCUUCUUUCCUUCAAUCUGAGCUCAAACUCUCUCAAAACUCCUCUCUAUUUAUUACGAGUUUGACCUCGGAUAUUCCUUCAUGGCGGAGAGCUCAAGCGUCGAAUAUCCAGGCGUCGGUGACACCGUAGUCGAGGUUCAGGACUCCGUUAUCCAUGCGUUCGACGCCCUCGAAAUCUUGGGGGCUGCGGGGUUUUUCCUCAUCGCGUCGACAGCCUUGCUAUCUCACCGUGUUCAGCGCCAUCCCACGUGGUUCAGUUUUUGCGUGUCCUGGAUAAUUUCCUGCAUUUCCUACAUUCUCCUAGCUAUUGCAGGACAGGCAAUGGAGGUACAACCAGCAUUUGGACUUUGUGUCACUCAAGCGGCUCUGAUUUAUGCGGCUCCACCUCUGACGGCUUGCACAACAUUCUCAUUAGCCUUCUAUAUGCUCACUCAUAUCAAGUCAUGUUUUGACAACUUACCCGCACGAGAUGAUACCCUCACUGUGAGAUUGGUGCUCCUACUAGGUCCUUAUUUGAUCUGGUCUGGCAUUUUUGCUGGAAUUUUGGUUUCUGGUAUCAAACAGCCUAUACUGGUUCGCAAGGCAUUGAAUGGAACCUAUUGCGAUAUCAAAUCACAUCUACCGUCCAAAGUGUCGUCACUAGUCGUCGUUGUAUCCACCAUAGGUGUUAUUACCAUUUCAGUGUUCGUGGUUGUUCAGUUGUAUCGUAAUCGUAGAAGACUGGGAUCUAGCACGGAAUACGUGGCGGCCGCCGUUCGGGUGGUUACAUUCGGCCUAGUUGGGUUGCUGGCUCUGAUCGUCAGUGCAAUUUAUGUCUUUACCAAUAGACAAGGCGCGGAAUUUGACAUUAUUCUGGCGUUGGUACCCAACUUUGGUGUAGUCAUUUUCGGCAGCCAAGCGGAUAUCGUGCGCGUCUGGAUGACGCCGCUCAAGAUCGGAAGUUCCCACUUUGAAUUCAAUAGCAGCGAGACGUCGACCCAAGAUCUGGUACCACACACAGAGCGUCCGAGGCCGAGAAAUUUGGUAUAGUAUUCACGGCUGAUGAUAUGUCGGCCCUGGACAGGCCAGUCCAGAAGAACCGCUAGCCGGUAAAUGUAGUGGAUGUUGUAGACGUCAGUUAACUGUUUGUACUUGUAUCAUUCUGACAAUGAAUUGGUCGCA
Messenger RNA from Desarmillaria tabescens, 1388 nucleotides. RefSeq lists its product as uncharacterized. Lineage: Eukaryota; Fungi; Basidiomycota; Agaricomycetes; Agaricales; Physalacriaceae. Bases 309 to 1256 code for a protein of 315 amino acids. The transcript has 11 exons. The record is from RefSeq and is a predicted model, not a curated record.